UAUUCUAUCAUUGUAUGUAAUUAUAGUGUAGUAUGUAAGUGUAUGUUAGCUGAAAACAGCUGAUGCUUUCAUUUUGACAUUAUAAAGAAAUAACUGUUUAACUAUAUAAAAAGUAACUGUCAUAUAGUGAUCUUAUAUUAAUAUGACUAACAUAUGCAUAGGUUCAACGUGAAUGUUAAUCUAUAUUGAUCUGCGGUACAUAUGUACGUGUAAUAUCUUUUAACCGUAUUAGUUAUUUGUAAACUAUGGCCAGUUCGAUUAGUACUACUGGAAAUGGAUAUAAUUUCAAAGUGGUGUUACUUGGUGAAGGAUGUGUGGGCAAAACUUCAGUAGCAUUACGAUACGUCGAAGACAAAUUUAAUGACAAACAUGUUACUACGGUACAAGCAUCUUUUUUAAAUAAGAAAUUAAAUAUAAAUGGUAAAAGAGUAAAUUUAGCAAUAUGGGAUACUGCAGGACAGGAAAAGUUUCAUGCACUAGGACCAAUUUAUUAUAGAAUGUCUAAUGGUGCCAUUUUAGUUUACGAUAUUACAGAUGAAGAUACUUUUCAAAAGGUUAAAAAUUGGGUAAAAGAACUUAAAAAAAUGUUAGGCAGUGAAAUUUCUUUAGCAAUUGCUGGCAAUAAAGUAGAUCUUGAAAAGGAACGAAAUGUUUCAAUAGAAGAAGCGGAAGAAUAUGCCCAGCAAGUCGGUGCUAUGCAUUUUCAUACAUCUGCAAAACUAAAUCAAAAUAUUGAACAGAUGUUCUUGGAUUUGACACGUAGAAUGAUACAACAUGCUGAUGAAGUAGAACAAAAGUCUUGUUUGCAAAGGACUAGCAGUACACGUCGUAAUGUUGUGGUAGUUGAAGAUGAAUCUGAACAAAGUCGACCAACGAAAAGUUUUUGUUGUGGUAGUUCUUCCCAAAACUCGUAAAUGAAUAUUUUUAUUUUUGGAAAAACUAAUUUCAAGAAUAAUUAUAAAUGACACACACACACACACACACACACACGUAAAAUGUAUAUAAAAAACAUUAGCUUUUUGCCAUAUGUCAAACGUUGCUGUAUUUAUCAUUUUAAAGAUAAUAUCUUUUUAACUAGAUAUUGAGUGCAAAGUAUAAAAUGUGCGGAUCUUGAGAGAUCUUGAAUAAGUAUCAUAAAAUGUUGUAAGUUUCGUAUAAUGUUGUAAUAUUGUGCUGUGUAUGCAAGUAUACAUUAUGCAUUUAAUGUUUUAAAAAUAUCAUGUAAUGUACAUUGUUAUAUCUACAUAAAUUUUUUAUUACAAUGUC
Vespula pensylvanica (western yellowjacket) is the source of this 1266-nucleotide messenger RNA. It is a transcript of the gene Rab21, whose product is annotated as ras-related protein Rab-21. Gene Ontology annotation, molecular function: GTP binding; GTPase activity. The transcript is spliced from 5 exons. The record is from RefSeq and is a predicted model, not a curated record. Gene Ontology annotation, biological process: Rab protein signal transduction. The coding region runs from base 246 to 914 and encodes 222 amino acids. NCBI's taxonomy places the organism in Eukaryota, Metazoa, Arthropoda, Insecta, Hymenoptera, Vespidae.